Molecule: messenger RNA, 693 nt
Organism: Tremella mesenterica DSM 1558
Lineage: Eukaryota; Fungi; Basidiomycota; Tremellomycetes; Tremellales; Tremellaceae
Exons: 7
Coding region: 70-549 (159 amino acids)
Biological process (GO): positive regulation of translational elongation; positive regulation of translational termination
Molecular function (GO): ribosome binding; translation elongation factor activity; RNA binding
Source: RefSeq, a predicted model, not a curated record
AUUGAUCAUACUUUCAUCACAUUUCUCCUACCCCUAUACCCCACUUUCUUUCAAACAGACUUCAUCAAAAUGGCCGAAGAGGAACAUCAUGAGACGUUCGAGGCCACCGGGGCCGGGGCUUCUGAGACUUUCCCCAUGCAAUGUUCGGCUCUCAGGAAGAACGGUCACGUAGUCAUCAAGGGUCGUCCUUGCAAAAUUGUUGACAUGUCGACCUCCAAGACCGGAAAGCACGGUCAUGCCAAAGUCCAUCUUGUGGCCAUUGAUAUCUUCACUGGUAAAAAGCUUGAAGAUAUUUCGCCGUCUACCCACAACAUGGACGUACCUCACGUCAGGAGGGUUGAAUAUCAGUUGCUUGACAUCCAGGAUGGAUUCCUCAACUUGUUGGACAGUGACGGUAACCCGAAGGAUGACGUGAAGCUACCAGACACGGAAAUUGGUGUCCAGCUUAAAGCCGCCUUUGAUGAGGGUAAGGAUCUUAUGGUGACCAUUGUUUCAGCUAUGAAGGAGGAACAGGCUAUUUCUUUCAAGGAAGCCCCUCAGGGAGCUUAGACGAGUCAUUUCCCACGCUGCAUCCCGUCAUAUACAAACGCAUACGAGCCAACAGACGACGCAUGACCUUUUGACUUGUCCCGUGUUCCCGUGCUUUUGGUCGUGAUUAGCUAGCUAUUCAUGUGCAUUGCGUGACGACUAGUG